Molecule: messenger RNA, 4482 nt
Organism: Alosa alosa (allis shad)
Lineage: Eukaryota; Metazoa; Chordata; Actinopteri; Clupeiformes; Clupeidae
Gene: wscd1a
Product: WSC domain-containing protein 1
Exons: 9
Coding region: 724-2460 (578 amino acids)
Molecular function (GO): sulfotransferase activity
Source: RefSeq, a predicted model, not a curated record
CUUAAAAACAGCUGGGUUCGUAGGAUUCUAACGAGAGAGCAACGUGGGACUGCUAAAUGAAGGGGGGCACAGUGCGGAUUUAGACGUACGGAUUAAGGCUCGUCUAAUGGCUUCACUGCUAUGAGAAAUAAGAAAUGAAAGAGGAUUUAUGGCAUACAUCAAGAGAGCCUGAGAGAGAUCGGCGAGAGAGAAAGAGAGAUAGCGCCCUAGCUUGGCAGGGAUGCAAUAAGAGCACAGUGGAAACAGACGAAUAGAUACGACUGUAUACGCUACUGUUUAGUCUGCAUCCACAAUACUUGUCACCUCUUCUUCUUUACACUGGCAUGGAAUGUUCCCGUGAAGGUUCACUUAGGGCUCCCUCCGUCUGGAACCCUAGGACACAGGCAGUGGAGAUUUUGCAGACAACAAAGGGAUGCUGAUGAGCUGCCUGGCCUUGGAUCCCCUCACUGGUCAAGACGUCUGAGGACAGGCACUGCAGGGUGCCAUAGAGUGGUGGACUGUCCAUCUCUCAAGCUGUAAUCACAGUGGACAAGGCAUCUAAAAACACAAUGGUCCUGCUGUUCAUUUUAUUUUAGUGACUCUGGUUUGGGAAAGAAGUGCUGAAAGACAGCCAGAACGUGAUGCAGCAAAUCAUAUCCUCCAUCUCUCCGUUCCUCGUUUUGGUUGUUAGGGAGACAUUUACCUCCAGUUGUUAAGGAAACUGAGCAGAGAGGGGUGUUGGUCAUGGCGAAGCCAUUCUACCGCCUACAGCGCUUCUUGCGACGGACUCAGCUGCUCUUCCUGUUCCUGGGUGUGGCCUACAUAAUGGCCGGCAGCGUGCUGCUGCUGCAGCGGGCAGCCCUGGUGGUCUCCCAGCGGGGGCUGUCCCUCACCUCCAGCUUCCUGCCCCUGCCCUCUCUGCCAGCCCCACCGCGGGCGCUGAGUGGCACGCCAGUGGUGCGAGUAGGCCCAGUGGGCGCCAGACUGCCAGGGAGUCCAGGCCGCUAUCGGGCAAGCCAGUCAGAUGACCGAGCAGGCCCUCAGUGGCUGCUGUCCAGGAACCAGGAGAUCCGACAGCUGCGGCGCCGGUGGUUCCACAGCCUCAUGUCGGAACAGGAUAUGACCAGAGCAGACCCGGUUACAGCCAGGAGGAAAGCUCCACACAAAGGUACAUACAUUGGCUGCUUCCUAGAUGAUGCCAAGGACCGGGCCUUGAAAGGGACUGUUUUUUAUGAUUUCCGCAGAAUGACCACAAGCUUGUGCCAGGACACCUGCUCUGAGAGUGGAUACCAGUUUGCCGGACUGGAGUAUGGCUCGGAGUGUUACUGUGGCAACCGCAUCGCAGGCCCACGCAUGAGGGAGGAGGAGUGCAACCUGGACUGCAAGGGCGAGAAGGGCUCCAUCUGCGGGGGUGUGGCCCGUCUGACUAUCUACAAGGUGGAGGAACUACUUCCUGGUCAGAGGAGAUACAGGAACGUGCGCUACCGUGGCUGCUUCAGAACUCCUGAGAACAUGACGGCCGCCGCGUUUGUGCGUGCCGUGAAGCGCAACGUCACCUCUCAGGCCUGCAUCGAGGUCUGCAUGGACCAGGAGUAUCCACUUGCCAUCCUACACAAGCUCCAGUGCUUCUGUGGUUAUGCGACUCCUGUCUUCAGCCUCCAUGAGCCCGUGGGGGAGGAGCUCUGUGCCCAGGCUAACACCACUAUCCCCACGGCGGCAACCAAUCAUCUCCAUUGCCAGGUCUACCAAACGCCCGUGCAGGACUCCAGGUGCACUGAGAGGAAGUUCCUGCCAGAGAAAUCCAGCUCACUAGUUGCAUUGUCCAGCUUCCCUGGUGCGGGCAACACCUGGGUGCGGCACCUGAUCGAGCUGGCCACCGGCUACUACACAGGGAGCUACUAUUUUGACGGCACUCUUUACAACCGAGGUUUCAAGGGCGAGAAGGACUACUGGAAGAGUGGACGCACCAUCUGUGUGAAGACCCAUGAGAGCGGCAAGCGGGAUAUUGAAAUGUAUGACUCCUCCAUCCUGCUGAUCCGAAACCCGUACCGCUCCCUCAUGGCCGAGUUCAACCGCAAGUGUGCCGGACACCUGGGUUACGCAUCAGACCAGCACUGGAAGAGCAAAGAGUGGCCAGAGUUUGUGGGCAGCUAUGCAUCCUGGUGGGCGUCCCACGUGCUGGACUGGCUGCGGUACGGGCGCCAUGUUCUCGUGGUCCACUACGAGGAGCUCCAGGACUCACUGGUGCCCCAGCUGCGCGUCAUCGCCAACUUCCUCAACGCCAGCGUCACCGAGGAGCGGCUGCUGUGCGCCGAAAGCAACAAAGACGGCCACUUCAAGCGCUCAGGUGCCCGCCGGCCCACCUUUGACCCCUUCACGCCAGACAUGCGGCAGCUGAUUGACGGCUACAUCGGCGCCGUGGACCAGGCGCUGAGGGAGAGCAACCAGACGGGCCUGCCGCCGGACUACCUGCCCAGGUGAUCAGAGGAAACGUCCACAAGUCUGAUCAGCGUCCCCAGAGGACCAAACUGGCCUUUCCCCAACCCUUUCUACUUCACCAUUACGACCAAGAGGAAUCUGAUCCCCUCUGUCUGUAUCAGAUGAGCAGUGUACUGCUUCACUCAUUGCAUAUUGUGGCCCGGCCCUCCUGUAAUGCAGCACUUGGAGGGUUUUCCCAUCACUGCCGCUUCAGUUUAUUUGUGUGCCACAUGUUUUGGAUGAGGGCAGGGGUAGGACUCUGGAGGAGGGCCGUGUGCCACUGCUUGACACUUAGGAUGGUGCUUUAAGAUUUACGACAGAUUAAACCGAGCAAACUGACUUUGAUGAAAUCACAGAUAGUGUCUUUUUUUGUCAUUGUUUGAGACAGAGCAGAAAAUUCAUUUGAAAGCCUUCUUCCCAAUCGCCUCAACCAUAAAAUCAGAGGCUUCAUCUUUGUUAUUGUUCUUACAUAAACCAACACCGUACAAUGAAAAUCCUGCCACAACUUGCUACAUUAGUGCUGCGUGGUUGCCACUGAUUCCGACGCACAGGCAUCACACCACCGGGAGUGCACUGGGCCCAUCAGGGCUGUAGAGCCGCCUUCACACUGACUGACUGUCCCUGGGAAUGGGAGGCUGGAGGAGGCUGGGCUGGACGCUGCAGCAGUCCUCUCCCACCAUGCUGGUGACGCCCUGAUGGAGGAGGACAGAGAGGGAGGGAGAGAGCGGGACGGAGGGGCAGGGGAAGGGGCCGAGACAUGAUGAGGGAGAGGGAUCUCCUGCAGCGUAAUCUCAUACAAUAAGCCUCUCUGGGCCCAUGCUGCGAGCAGACCGAGAGGAAAUGAUGGCAGAGGAAGGAGAAGGACAAAGAGGCAGAGUAGAGUCGCCACCAUGACCAUGGGAAGUAGCCCAGAGGAAGAGGAGAUAACAGCCGCCAGACCUGGCCAGCUAGACAUGCUUCCCACAGCACGUGGGGAAAGGGCCAGCAUGGGCACACACACACACACACACACAUACACACACACACACACACACACACACACACACACACACACACACACACACUCCCAGUGUACCCAGUGGUGUGCCGCUGCCUCCCCCUCCGCCCCCCCCUCCUGCAGUCUCUAAUCUCUCCUGAGCUGAUUAUUGCGCUGCACAGAGGCCCAGAUGUGACUGGCUUUGACAGCGCUGCUGCCACAUUCCCCUCUGCUCUGCUCCUCUCUUCUCUGGUGGCGCUCAUCACAUGAGUGUCUCUGCACCGCAUAUGGUUUAGUCAUGUAUUUAUUGAAAUAGUUUGAAUGGACGCCAGGAUCUGGCGUUAUCACAGUGGACUGCGCAUCAGAACACUGAUUCUUCAGUGUUAUCCUUUGGUAUGUCCAAUAGUCAACAGAUUGUACGCUACAAGCUUCAUUCCCAUGGAAACAAAAUCCAUUCAUCCAAUCCAUUCUCCAAACCACUGAAUUAGUAUUUGUUUGCCCUGGUGAAGAAGCAGCCAUGGAACAGUAUUUAGUCACAGGACGGGAAGAAAGAUGAUCAUGGCUGUCUGCAGAGACGCUUGAGGAGGAGGAAGGCUGCACUCUUCUGUGGGAGUUGAAUGGGCGGUAAUGGGGUCCCUCAGAGAGUAGACAACCUCCUCCCAGGGGUCGCGCUGCUUCAAGCCUGCGACUCCUAUGAUAGAUUACUGGCUAAAUGAAAUGGAUGUCAUUGCUCUGUCUGUGUAGCAGAUCACACCUCCGUAAAUACUGUGUGCAAAUACCUGCAUCCGUGCGCCUGUGAAUGUGUUUGGCCACCUGGGACUUCAUGAGCUGUGAGGACUGUAUCAGACACAUUGCUUACGACCAGAUUGCUGAUGCUGGGUGUACAUUCUUCUUGCAUUUUUAAAGGAACACAGCGGGAGGCUGACUGUCUUACAGGCUUCAAAAAUGUAAAACUGUCAUGAAAAAAAAAAAUCAGUUUUUGGAAAGGGGCAGGUCCCCAAAAAGGUUUUGAUUGUGAGUGUUGCUUUAAUAAAAAUUCAUGAAGCACA